Messenger RNA from Linnemannia hyalina, 789 nucleotides. Lineage: Eukaryota; Fungi; Mortierellomycota; Mortierellomycetes; Mortierellales; Mortierellaceae. The record is from the annotation of a GenBank genome assembly.
AUGGAAGUCGACUCAAGAAUCAACGAUCUGCACGAGAUGGCCGCCAUCGGCAACCUCAAGGCCGUGCUGCACUAUUGCCAAAGCGGGGUCAACAUCAAUGCACAGAACACCAUGAACGGAUGGACAGCGCUGCAUUGGGCAUCUCACCGUGGACACGAGCCUGUCGUCAGAGCGCUUUUGAUGCGUGGAGCAAGCAAGACAGUACAAAACAUCAAAGGCGAAACACCUGGAAAUCUCGCCAAGAAGCCUGAUAUCUGCGCACUCUUUGGCAAGGAUCUGGAUCAGUCAACCAUCGAGGAGGACAACAAACCAACGUUUGUCCCUGCAUACCUCGCUCAACCCGAACUCUCCAAGUUGUGGUCAUUGCCCGAAGGAUCCACCGAUGACCCCAAGCUAAACCAGGAGGCAUUCACACUGUCCAACCCCAAGUUGCCAGCCUCUACUCUUGUCCCUCGGACUGGCGUCUCCAGCGCUCCUACACCUACUACUGCUACGUCCUCUUCUAGUGCAACAACAGUCACCAAUAACUAUGAUGCGAAAGAGAUCUUGGUCUACAGACAAUCAGUGGCUGACGAGAACUUGUUGGGAGCGAUCUUUGCCAACGUGGAAGAUACCAUUGAAAAGACGAUCCAGCUCAUUAAAGAGGAGAUGGACGAUGUUCCUGAGGAAUUUGGAUUGGGGCGGUUCAACGGGUCCAAGGUGGUCCCUGUGAAUACUAAGCAAUAUAGCCGCAAGACGGGCGACUUUUUCAAAGGACAGGACGAUGCUAUUGUGGUUGUUCCCAAAUAA